GUCAGAUCGAUAACUACAGCAGUUACGGUUUAAAAUAAGAUUAAAUAAGACGUUUACUUGCUUGCCUUAUUAAUUAUAUUAUUAAUUAUGACAUCGGAGAGUUAUCAAGUAUUUUUAAGUAGACGUAUAGUAACUGAGAGUAAAAUUUUUGAUGGUGGUGUUUUGGUUAAAGAUGGUGUGAUAGAACAACUGCUGACAAGGGAAGAAGUGAACAAUCUCGUUAUAGAAAAUGACGGCAAGAUUGAGGUGAUAGAUGGUGGUAAUUCUGCGUUAAUAGCUGGCGUGGUCGAUUCACAUGUCCAUGUGAAUGAACCUGGUCGCACGGCCUGGGAAGGGUUCCGUACUGCAACUAGCGCGGCGGCUGCUGGCGGUAUUACCACCAUUGUUGACAUGCCACUAAAUUCAAUACCACCGACUACAACACUAAUGAACCUGAAAAUUAAAGCCUCCGCAGCUGUUGGGAAUGUUUUUGUUGAUAUCGGUUUUUGGGGAGGAGUCAUUGUAGGAAAUCAGAAUUCCCUUCGAGAUUUGGUGAAGGCUGGUGUUGUGGGAUUCAAAUGUUUCCUCUGUCCUAGUGGCGUAGAGGAAUUCCCAAAUGUGGAGCCUCAGGACCUUGAACAUGCUUUUGCCGAGCUCGAAGGAACCGGAACAGUAUUAGCAUUCCAUGCCGAAAUUGAAGAAGACAAUAUUACGCUAAGAAAUAAUAUCAAAAAGAAAGAUCCCGAAGAAUAUACAACCUACCUGGAAACGCGGCCGCCGUCAAUGGAAUUGAAUGCCAUAAAGCUUAUAAAUAAUUUUGUUCAGAAGACUGAUGUUCGAGUGCAUAUAGUGCAUGUGUCAUCAGCGAAUGUUGUGCCAAUGUUAGAAGAGGCGCGUCGGGGAAGAUUGUCAGCCGGAAAUAAAUCCUGGCGAGGGGGCGUUACUGCGGAGACCUGCCAUCAUUACCUUACCCUCAGCUCCGAUCAAAUCCCACGGGGAUGCAGUGAAUAUAAGUGCGCACCACCCAUCAGGGAUAGUGAUAACAAGGAGAGGUUGUGGAAAUAUUUAUUAGAGGACAAACUUGAUAUGGUUGUUUCUGACCAUUCUCCUUGCACUCCCGAGCUUAAGUGCAGUAAUAAUUUAGAAGCAUGGGGCGGAAUAUCUUCUGUACAGUUUGGCUUAUCUUUAUUUUGGACAAAUGCUAGUGCACGUGGUUUGGAUUUGCGGAGUAUCAGUAAAUAUUUAAGUUCUAAUACUGCAUUGCUUUGCGGUCUUGAAGAUAAAAAGGGAGCAAUAAAACCUGGGCUGGAUGCUGACCUGGUGUUUUUUGACCCAGAUUCUACAUUCACAGUAACUUCAGAAAUUAUACGUCAUAAAAACAAGUUGACUCCAUACUUGGGGAAAGAACUACAGGGUGUGGUAAAGCAGACUUACCUACGUGGACAGCUUAUAUACGAUGGUUCAGAUGUAUUAGAAGAACCCCGAGGAAAUUUAUUGUUGAAUAAAUUUGUGCCAACCUGA
Molecule: messenger RNA, 1500 nt
Organism: Achroia grisella
Lineage: Eukaryota; Metazoa; Arthropoda; Insecta; Lepidoptera; Pyralidae
Product: allantoinase-like
Exons: 10
Coding region: 88-1500 (470 amino acids)
Biological process (GO): allantoin catabolic process; purine nucleobase catabolic process
Cellular component (GO): cytoplasm
Molecular function (GO): zinc ion binding; cobalt ion binding; allantoinase activity
Source: RefSeq, a predicted model, not a curated record